AUGUUCGGCAACGGCAUCUUCUCUUGGUUCUCCUCCAAGCAGGAGUCUACCGCUCCCGAGGCUACCUGGGACGCCACCACGGCCAACAUGCAAAACCAGCAGCCCACCAGCCCGGCAGCCCCCUCCACCGACCGCGUCGAGACUGAGCAGCCGAACUCCCAAGAGAACAUGAAGUUGCGCGGCGGUGGUGCCGGCGACGUCUGCUGCGGCCUGUAA
Messenger RNA from Penicillium alfredii, 216 nucleotides. RefSeq lists its product as uncharacterized. Bases 1 to 216 code for a protein of 71 amino acids. The transcript is spliced from 2 exons. The record is from RefSeq and is a predicted model, not a curated record. Lineage: Eukaryota; Fungi; Ascomycota; Eurotiomycetes; Eurotiales; Aspergillaceae.